This is a messenger RNA of Metarhizium album ARSEF 1941, 1560 nucleotides long. RefSeq names its product Amino acid transporter, transmembrane. Gene Ontology annotation, molecular function: amino acid transmembrane transporter activity. Gene Ontology annotation, biological process: amino acid transmembrane transport. Bases 1 to 1560 code for a protein of 519 amino acids. NCBI's taxonomy places the organism in Eukaryota, Fungi, Ascomycota, Sordariomycetes, Hypocreales, Clavicipitaceae. The transcript has 3 exons. Gene Ontology annotation, cellular component: vacuolar membrane. The record is from RefSeq and is a predicted model, not a curated record.
AUGACAGAUAAGGUCCCCUCAGGUUCUCACUCUGGCUCCGUCUCGGGCUCCGUCUCGGGCCCGCGCGACGUGGAAUUCGGUAAGGGUCGCUCCGCCAGGUUCGCCUCCAUCUUCGGCGGCUCAGGCGUCACGGUCGGCCCUCGCAUCUGCGGCAUUCCCGAUUACCUUAAGGAUGAGGUGUCCGAGAGCGAGGGCGAGUCCAGCGAGGCCAUCCUCAACCGCCAGCUUGCCUCGGAAGACGGCGCCGCCAUCCAGUACCGCACAUGCUCGUGGCAAAAGACGGCCGCCCUCCUCUUCAGCGAGUACAUUUGCCUGGCCAUCAUGAGCUUCCCUUGGUCCUACAGCUAUCUCGGCCUUGUGCCGGGCUUGAUCCUGACAGUUGUCGUCGCCGCAAUCGUCCUGUACACGAGUCUUGUGCUGUGGGAAUUCUGCCUGCGCCACCCCGAAGUUCGCGAUGUUUGUGAUCUCGGCCAGACGCUGUUCUGGGGCAAGGAAUGGGCUUGGUGGGGAACCGCAGUCAUGUUCGUCCUCAACAACACGUUUAUCCAGGCAUUGCAUGUCCUGGUCGGGGCAGAAUACCUCAACACCAUGACGGACAAGACGGCCAUAGGUGGUUGUCGCACCGUCGAGUUUUCCGUCGUCAUCAUCGUCGUUUGCUGGCUCGCGUCGCUCCCGCGGACGUUUAGCAUGAUGUCCAAGCUCGGCACUGCCUCUGCUUUCUUCACCUUGAUCAGUGUCGUGCUGGCCACGGCAUUUGCAGGCGUCCAGACCAAGCCGGCCGGCUACUCGCCCGACAAGGGUGAGCCCAUUGUCACGGCCGUGCCUGUGGCGAGCACCACCUUUGUGCAAGGCAUGGCGGCGUUUCUGAACAUCAGCUAUACUUUCAUCGGACAGAUUACUCUGCCGAGCUUCAUUGCCGAGAUGCGAGAUCCCCGUGAGUUCCCCAAGUCCCUCUGGGCGUGUACAGUCGCCGAAGUCAUCGUCUUUAGCGUCGUCGGCGCUGUCAUCUAUGCCUACAGCGGCAACCAGUACGUCAAGGCGCCAGCGUUCGGAUCUCUCGACGAACUGUACAAGAAGGUCUCCUUUUCGUUCAUGAUUCCGACAAUCAUCUUCUUGGGAUGUUUGUACGCUUCUGUCACGGCGCGGUUCGUCUUCUUCCGCCUCUUCAGAAACUCUAAACACCUGAGCGACCACACCGUCAUUGGCUGGGGCUCCUGGGCGGCCAUCCUGCUCACCACAUGGAUAUUUGCCUUCAUCAUUUCCCAGGUCAUUCCCUUCUUUUCAUCUCUCCUCUCCGUGAUGAGCUCCCUCUUUGACAGCUGGUUCGGCUUCAUCUUCUGGGGCGUGGCCUACUUCCGCAUGCGCAGUGCCGACAAGACCGUCGGGCGGAAGCGCAACCCCAUCGGCGACUGUCUCUCCAUGGGCCUCAAUGCCAUCAUCAUCGUGACGGGCUUCUUCUUCCUGACUGUGGGGACGUAUGCUUGUGUCCAGGGGAUCAUUGACUCGUUUGACGCCGGCGAGGUGGGUGGUGUGUUUAGUUGUAAGAGCAAUGGUUUGUAG